AUGAAUUCAAAUCAAGUAUUUGUAUUGACAAUAAUAGGAAAAGGAGAUAUACCAAUAUAUGAAGCAGAUUUAUCUAUAAAUGGAAAAAAAGAUAUAUCAGAACAUUUAUCUCAAUUUAUUAUUCAUCAAUCAUUAGAUUCAGUAGAUGAAUUAGUUUGGAGAAAUAAUAAUAUGUUUUUAAAAACCGUAGAUUCUUUUAACAAUUAUAGUGUAUCUGCUUAUUGCACACCUGGGCAUAUAAAAUUAUUAUUAUUAUAUAAAAAUAAAAAUGAAUUAAAUAAUUCUAUAAAUGCAAAUAUACAUGUACCUUCUGAUGAUAAUAUUAAAUCAUUUUUUGAACUUGUUCAUGAAAAUUAUAUAAAAGUUUUAUUAAAUCCAUUAUAUGAACCAAAUGGAAUUAUAACAAGUUCAUUGUUUGAUCAAAACGUUCAUUUAGCAGCUAAAAAUUUUUUACACCAAUAA
This is a messenger RNA of Plasmodium berghei ANKA, 462 nucleotides long. Its product is annotated as trafficking protein particle complex subunit 2, putative. Bases 1 to 462 code for a protein of 153 amino acids. The record is from RefSeq and is a predicted model, not a curated record. Gene Ontology annotation, cellular component: TRAPP complex; cytoplasm; nucleus. The transcript has a single exon. NCBI's taxonomy places the organism in Eukaryota, Apicomplexa, Aconoidasida, Haemosporida, Plasmodiidae. Gene Ontology annotation, biological process: endoplasmic reticulum to Golgi vesicle-mediated transport.